AUGUCUUCCAGAAGGGCUGGGAGAGUUCGUGGACCUGAGGACGAAACAGACGUGGAGGGGCCCACGGUGAGGAGAAGGCGAGUUGACGAUGGGACUCCUGAAAGCUCAGAGAGCUCUGCUAGGCAGCAGAUCUUGCAAGGGUAUCGGGCCCUGGAGGGCGAGAUGGCCAAAGAGAAGGCGAAAGCGGCACGUACCGGUGACAUUCACAUUGCACUAAAGAAUUUAGACGCUGCAGAAUCACUGUUUUCCAAGGCUAGUGGAUCAAGGAACCUCGAAUUGUUUGCGCACGACGCCAAGGCGAUGGUGAACAUAAGUGAGUUAGCGCAGAUGAGCGUGAGAAAUCUUAAGUUUGACGAUUCUAGGAGCUUGGUUAACCUUGAUGAUGUGCUGAAUAGCUGCAAGAAAUAUAUGUUGAAGGAAUAUUUCUUAUUGAACGAUAUCAGCGAGCCCGUAACUUCUCUGAUGAAUAAUGCUGAAGAAGAGGAGAGCGAGCUCCCGCUUCAUGAUGGGGCAAUGGAGGAUCAACAGGAGACAGUUGCAGGUACGAGCUCAAGCAGAUUGAGGGCUAAUACGCUUCGAAGAUCUUACCUGCAACAGUUCAGCACAUACGACCAAUUCCAUCAGUUCAAUUGGUUCCGGAUGGGAUCUCUCUUCGAUACACUGAGUAGAGGGGCAGCUACGGUCGACCAUCUGUCUGGACCAUUCUCGUUAGAGAAACGUCCCCGGGUCACGAUGAACCCUAGAACACGUCAGAUUGAUAGCGGCGCGAGCCUAACCACCGCUCAAAGAGAUCUGCCGGCAUCCAGAGGAACUGAGGAGCUCACCACACCAAUGCUGGUCAAAAGGUGCUACGAGAUACUCAGAAGGAAGAAGGGUUACGAGCCGAUAAAUUUAUUCAAGCUCAUCAUAAACCCUUCCUCGUACGCCAAAUCGGUCGAGAACCUUUUUUACAUCAGUUUUCUUCUAAAAGAGGGAAAGUUGAUCUUGGAAGAAGAUGAGGAAGGAUUUCCCAGCAUACGAAUAAAGGAGGAGUUGCCCAGGGAGGCGGCUGCUGCAGAACUCGAGGCACAAAGAAGACGCGAUGCUCAUCAAAACCAUAUUAUCUUCCAAUUGGACGGUGCAUCCUGGAAGAAACUCAUCGAUAAAUUCUCUAUAUCAUCGUCAUUUCUUGACUAG
This is a messenger RNA of Torulaspora globosa, 1176 nucleotides long. RefSeq names its product Smc5-Smc6 complex subunit NSE4 (gene NSE4). The record is from RefSeq and is a predicted model, not a curated record. NCBI's taxonomy places the organism in Eukaryota, Fungi, Ascomycota, Saccharomycetes, Saccharomycetales, Saccharomycetaceae. Gene Ontology annotation, biological process: DNA repair. Gene Ontology annotation, cellular component: Smc5-Smc6 complex; nucleus. The transcript has a single exon. Bases 1 to 1176 code for a protein of 391 amino acids.